GGUAUAAAAGGCCGCUGCUGGCCCGCACGUCUGCAUCCCCACCUUCGUUUUCAUCGUCAUCACCUGCCCAUCCUCCCAAGCCCGCUCUGCUCGUCGCCCCGGGCUGCAAGACUUGGCCCCCCUCCUGUCUGGCUCCUUUUCCCUCGCCGUCUGAACCCGAUCCCCUCCGAUCGUCUCUGUCAUCGUCAUCCUCGGUUCUCCAGGCCUCGCUUCCCCCCGUCCCUCGCUCGCUCCUUUGCUCUCCUCCCGCCCCCCAUGUCGACAUCCGCCCGAAGACGUCUCAUGCGUGAUUUCAAGCGGCUACAGACCGACCCGCCGGACAAGCUCAGCGGUGCCCCUUGCCCUGAUAACGUCCUCGUCUGGAACGCCGUCAUCUUUGGCCCCGAAGACACUCCCUUCGAAGACGGCACCUUCAAGCUGAUCCUCAACUUUGACGAGUCCUAUCCAACCAAGCCGCCGCACGUUCGGUUCAUCAGCAAAAUGUUCCACCCCAACGUUUACGCUAAUGGCGACCUUUGCCUUGACAUUCUGCAGAACCGAUGGUCGCCAACCUACGAUGUCGCCGCCAUCCUGACCUCGAUACAGUCGCUUCUGAACGAUCCCAACCCAAACAGCCCCGCCAACGCCGAAGCUGCCCGGCUGUUCCAGGAAAGCCGAAAGGAAUACGUCAAGCGAGUCCGAGAGAUUGUCGAAGAAUCCUGGCUGAGCUAGGCCAGAGGCCGGUCCUUGGUGCCCACGGAUCUGGACGAGCGCCUUUGCAUCCCAGAGCCGUCUGUAGUGGCCUCUCCAGCCCAUCAGCCUGCAUUUUUCGGGGCUGAUGCCGGUGCUGGGUGGCCGUCCCGACUUUUUCUCAUCUCGCUGUACCCCACAUCAUCGUUUGUUCACUCUUGAAUUGUAUUUGCAACCCUCACCCUGUCGAAAGUAUGAAUGGAACUCGGAAGCCAAUAAAAAUCAUCAACUUCA
Polychytrium aggregatum is the source of this 963-nucleotide messenger RNA. RefSeq names its product ubiquitin-conjugating enzyme/RWD-like protein. Gene Ontology annotation, biological process: DNA repair; proteasome-mediated ubiquitin-dependent protein catabolic process; protein polyubiquitination. Bases 256 to 711 code for a protein of 151 amino acids. Gene Ontology annotation, cellular component: HULC complex. Gene Ontology annotation, molecular function: ubiquitin conjugating enzyme activity. The record is from RefSeq and is a predicted model, not a curated record. Lineage: Eukaryota; Fungi; Chytridiomycota; Chytridiomycetes; Polychytriales. The transcript has 2 exons.